AUGAAUCGCUUGCUGUUAUUUUUCAUACAAUGCGUAUUAUUAAAAGAAUCCCUUGGAAUGCCUGCAGGAAAUGGUUACCUACCAUAUGGUAUGAAUGAUGGUAUAAUGCCAUAUCCGCAAAACAGUUAUAGUCCAAUAGUAAAUGAAGGUAUAAACGAUAUGUAUGUAGGCUAUAACGGAAAUAAUUACGGGAACAACUUACUAGCAAAUCCAGCUAGUAAUUUAGUUCAUGGUAUGCAAAAUCCAGCAAUUAAUAACAUCCAAGUAUCGCCUGUUAUAUCGGAGGUGGUGCCUUCCUUACAGUAUGGUGAUGUCAAUAUGGCUGGCGAGUUGCCUAUCGGUGGGACUAUAAAAGUAUCUGGAUGUUUUCCCGUGUAUGGUAUGGUUGCUGUGGAUGGCAAUGUGCCUUCGUCCGGCACAGCGAUGGUUGCUGAAUCCUUUGGCAAUCAAGUCAUGGACGUAGUAUCGAAAUGUGCCAGUCAAUAUUUUAGUAAUUAG
Messenger RNA from Pieris macdunnoughi, 498 nucleotides. The record is from the annotation of a GenBank genome assembly. NCBI's taxonomy places the organism in Eukaryota, Metazoa, Arthropoda, Insecta, Lepidoptera, Pieridae.